AUGCCAGCUCUAAGCUUGCCAGUCGCGGCGCUACCUACCGCACAGCCGUCUUCCACCAUUGUGCCGGGCCAAACACUUCUCUACAACAACUACAGCGGAGUAGCUCCACCUUUCCCCGGCAACGUUCAAGGAGCCUCGCUGCCGACAGCAUGCGGAAAACCAGGGCCAGAUGAUGUUCUGUGGCAGAACUUGCUCGCCGCUGAAUGGAUCGUCUUCUCGUUCUACCAACAAGCCGUUGAGCGAUUCGACGCAGCCUCGUUUACAAGUCUUGACCUGCCAAAUACGACGUUCGAGAGAAUCAUCGAAAUUCGAGAUAAUGAAGCUGGGCAUUUGAAUGCCUUCUAUGAUCAAAUCAGUAAUGCAUCCACAAAACCCGGACCAUGCAGCUACGACUUUGGCGUCACAGCCCCAGGAAGCUGGCUCGCCCUGCAAGUCCUAAUCGAAGUCUCCUUAAUGGCCUUCCUCACAGGCCUCGCGCAAGAAGCCAAACUCCCCUCUACAGGAGCGGCCUUGGUCGCCGUCGCCGAAGUAGAAUCACGCCAUAAUACAUGGGCAUUGAUCGAAGCCUGGAAUCUCAACCCCUUCUCCGGGCCCAUCGAUACAGCAUACCCCUAUGCCGACCAGAUCCUCGCUUCCACCAAUGCCUUUGUCGUGAAUGGAUCCUGUCCGAAGGAGAACCCUCCUUAUCCGUAUCCUAACCAGCAUCUCCCAGCGUUGGAUUGGAAUAGGAAGAACGAAACGGGGCAUACAGGCACUGACAUCACUUUCACAUUCACGGAGCAGAAAGCUCUGUUCGACGACGAUGGGGAAUAUUUCGCCGUGUUUUUCCAUGCUUUGGCCAAUAUAUCCGUGCCGUUCGACCCGAAGAAGAGGACUUCGCGAGUGCCCGCCGACUUUGAUGCUGGGAAGGGCAUUGUCAUCGCUGUUAUUGCGGAUCAAUGGGGCGCACCGACGAAGGAGAGCUGUGUCACAGCACCGCUUAUUCUACUUCAGCAGCCAGGCAGUAUCACACAAUUAGUUUGA
Molecule: messenger RNA, 1023 nt
Organism: Zasmidium cellare ATCC 36951
Lineage: Eukaryota; Fungi; Ascomycota; Dothideomycetes; Mycosphaerellales; Mycosphaerellaceae
Exons: 2
Coding region: 1-1023 (340 amino acids)
Source: RefSeq, a predicted model, not a curated record